Molecule: messenger RNA, 2029 nt
Organism: Musa acuminata subsp. malaccensis (wild Malaysian banana)
Lineage: Eukaryota; Viridiplantae; Streptophyta; Magnoliopsida; Zingiberales; Musaceae
Product: RING-H2 finger protein ATL47-like
Molecular function (GO): ubiquitin protein ligase binding
Source: RefSeq, a predicted model, not a curated record
GCAAACAAAUGGAAUGUGACAGAAUUUGAUCUCCAAUUGGAGUUACAGCAAUGAUCUAGAGAGUUGGGUUAUGGAGACUGGAGAAAGUUUCAGCAAAAUUCCACCUUGGGCUUUGGAGUGCAGAUUACUUGUAAUAGCACAAAAGGGUGCAGGGAAGUUAACAAUGGAACCAGAGAGCAAAACACCAAACCCACCAAAUCAAAGUAUGUCCACACUUGCAAGUGGAGGACACACCCCACACAGGAGGCAAGCCACCAGUACAACAAGCUGCUCUCUUUCCUUUCCCUUCCCCAUGUAUUUUCUUGGUGUCCAAGUGGGCCAAAUGGGAGUAACAUUUGUUACUUCUCUUUGCUACUGGUACAGUUGAAGAAGACAUGGGGAUGGGAUUGGGUGGAUCUGUAGUUUUGUGUGGUGUCCUCCUUCCUUGUUUGAUCUUGUUCUUGAUCCCUCUUCUUGUCUGGUAAUUUCCUGGUUUAAGGGAAAAAGACGGCCUUGAUGGUUUCCCUUCCUGCUGCUUCUUCCUCCUCCUCCUCCUUAUCCUUCUCUGGGUGCAUGUGAUCUGGACUUGGUUUGGAACCAGGAAAGCUUCCUUCUUUUGGCCAAGCUACCUCCUUUUCGUGACCUAGAGUCCCGGAUUUGCUGUGAAGCUCCAAGUUUGCUCGCCGCUCCGUCAGAUGACUCGCGGGUCUGCUCCAAGUCCAUGAGGAAGGAGAUGGUUGUCACACCUUACCAGUCCUCCGGGCCUCACUGGCUUCUUACCCAGGUCAAGAACAGGGGUGGAGCUUCUUCAUCUCACCAUUCCUCUCAUCUUGGUGCCUUGAGCCGGGACUCCAUCCCGUUCCAGCCAUCUCCAACAACAACAGCUGCAGCAGCAGCAGCAUCCUCCCCAACCAGCAGGAUAAGCCCCGCAGUCCUCUUCACCAUUGUCAUCCUUGCGGCCCUCUUCUUCAUCUCUGGCCUCCUCCACCUCUUGGUCAGGUUUCUCCUCAGGAAGCGGCCGCCGUCCUCCUCCAUCUCCUCCUCCCCCCACUCCAACGCCCACGCCCGCCGCCGCCGCAACGCCGACCUCCCGGGCCCCGGCACGCUCCAGCGCCAGCUCCAGCAGCUGUUCCACCUCCACGACUCGGGCCUCGACCAGGCCUUCAUCGACGCGCUGCCGCUCUUCCUCUACAAGGAGAUCCUUGGCUCCAAAGAGCCGUUCGACUGCGCCGUCUGCCUAUGUGAAUUCGCCCCCGACGACAAGCUCCGGCUGCUGCCCGUCUGCGGCCAUGCUUUUCACCUCGGCUGCAUCGACACAUGGCUGCUCUCCAACUCCACCUGCCCGCUCUGCCGGGGAGCCAUAUUCGUGCAGGGGCUGGCCAUCGAGAAUCCCAUGUAUGGGUUCGACGAUUACAGGGAGGAGGAUGAGGAGGGAUUCUCCGGGGACCAGGAAGCGGAAGCCGAUGAGCGAAUGUUCUCUGUCAAGCUUGGGAAGUUCAAGAAGCUGAGCACUGGAGCCAGUGACGGUGCUGUCGACGAUGGCAGCAGCAUGGGCGAGAGUAAAGUAAGCAGAGAGAUAGGGGAGACUAGCAGUAGCAACUUGGAUGCCAGGAGGUGCUUCUCCAUGGGCUCUUAUCAGUAUGUGGUGUCUGAUGCCAGUCUCCAGGUGGCUUUUACAGGUUCCACCAUGAACGGCGAUGGCAGGGGAAGAAGGGUCAAUGCUAUGAGCAGAGAUGAGAGCUUUUCUGUGUCCAAGAUCUGGCAGUGGUCUGAUAAGAAGGGGAAGUUCCCAGUGUGUUCAGAUUCUGCUCCUUUGGAUGGGCACUUGCCAUGGAUCAGGCCAAGCUUGGAGGAUGCAUGAACCAUGGCUGUAAUGUGAUAAAUCCUGUCCUCCUUUAAUGAUGGCUUCUCAGAACUCCAUCUUUCUUUUGCUUCUCUUCCAUUUCAUCUACUUCAACUCUUUUAUAUUCUUUUAACAUGCAGUGAAGAGGUAUAUGAUGCUAACCUUAUGUUGUAGUGAUGCAGAUAUCUUGUGUUAUUCAAGCUUAAA